Zymoseptoria tritici IPO323 is the source of this 618-nucleotide messenger RNA. RefSeq lists its product as uncharacterized. The coding region runs from base 1 to 618 and encodes 205 amino acids. The record is from RefSeq and is a predicted model, not a curated record. The transcript has a single exon. NCBI's taxonomy places the organism in Eukaryota, Fungi, Ascomycota, Dothideomycetes, Mycosphaerellales, Mycosphaerellaceae.
AUGUCAUCCUUCGACCUCUUCGACCCCGACACAACCAUGCGCUUCGCCGCUCCCCCCUCCGAAAUCGGUCCAACACCCACCCCAGCCAACGUCAACGCCUCCUUCCUCCACGCCCUCCCCACCUCCGGCCCAGCCAGCCUCACCCCCCUUCAAACCCAACAAUACGCCGCCCGCGGCGGCAUGGACAUCGCCACCAACCCACGCAAACGCCCCGCCACUCUCCCUCCCUCUGACUCCGAGUCCGAAACCUCCCUUCCCCCAACAGCUUCCACCGCCCCUCAGAAACGCCGCCGCCCUACCCUCGCCGCGACAAUCGACCCCAUCAUCUCCCCCAAGGAACCCACCCCUCGUCCCAUCAAAGUCCGCCAACGAAAAACCAAAGGUCCCCACGCUUCCUCGCGAGUGAUCCCGCGUAGUCUCGCCGACUGCGACGCCGCGGAUCAAAUGCUCAUUGAAAUGCGCGAAGCCGGAUCGGAUUGGAAUCCCAUUCGUGCGAAAUGGUUGGAGUUGACGGGGGAGAAGACCGCCACGUCCACUUUGCCGAAUCGGUAUUCGCGGCUCAAGUACAUCACCCAAAACCCCUCCCGUCACCCUCCCCACCUCCCCUCCCCCUGCUGA